AUGGGCCACCCUGCAGGCAGCGCAGCACACGCUCUCCAGAUGUUCCUCGCUACCUUUGGCCAGCCGGGCCACCCUGCAAGCAGCGCAGGGCUCACUGCCUGGAACUGGCAGGGUGACCCUGCAAACAACGGGCAGAGGGAAACCGGAACCGACGACCAUCUCACCCACACUGACCAUCUCACCAACACCAAGGUUGACCACGAUCGCCAGCCAGUUGUGUUUCGGGAAGAGGGCCUCACUGCCAGGGAGCAGCACGAGGAAAACGCUUACGCCUAUGGCACAUCAUGUGCUCUGCUCUGCUGCACGCUCGCCAGCAAGAGGCUUCUCAAUCUCGUCGUUGCUUUCUCAGAGAGCCAACCCAUCUCGCUCAGGUACGACGACCAGAACCCCCACUGGUCGCAGUCUAUCCGCUUCUUCCUCACCCGACCCGGCCUCCACUCCCUUGACCACCACUUCUCCUCCCCCGACCAACUGCACACUCUCGGCGCCUGCAUCGCUCGCUGCAGCCCCUCCCUCUCGUCCCUCCGCCUGGAACUACAAGGCCCUAUUUGUUCCUCCGAGGACCAGGAGAACGAGUGCUGGAUGCUGGGUUUCCUCAAGGAAUGCUCCCAGCUGCAGGAGCUGAACUUGGGGCGGGGCAUGUGGAAACUCAACUGGCAAUGUGGGAGCGCGGCGUGGUUCAAGUCGAUUCGCAAGCUGACCCUAGAGCAGGUUCAUUACGGGAGCAUGAGCUUUCAGUUCCUCGAGUCCAUUACACCACAGCUGCACGAGUUCACACUCUAUGAGGACGGCAACGUGCUUCGUAAAUAUCAGCGCGUGGCCUCCACCAACCGCCUCGCCUUCUCCUUUCCCAACGCCCGCCUCCUCCGCUUCUGCUUUGCCAGCACUGAGCUGCACCUCACCCUCUCGGUGUCCCCAGCAGCACUCAAGACUCUCUCAGUGAUGGCCAAACGGCUGGUCCUCUCCUGCAAGAGCACCGCCCAUCUUUCUCUCGACCACCUCUCGCUAUAUGGCCAGGAACAGAUCGACAUCUCCUCCCUCCGCCUCGCAUCCGCCAGGGUUGCUUACUUGGAAGGACCGACAAAUGACCAAGAAGGCUUUUCCUGGACGAAAUUGCUUGGCACUAUAGCGCCAACAGUGGAGGUGCUUAUAGUGAGGCACGGUGUGCCUUUACGGAAGGUGGAUGCAGGGUGGGGGAGGCUGCGGAGCCUUGGGAUUGUCGUGCCCCCAUGGGACAAGGAUGCUCUUGCAAACAACCAGAGAAUGGGAAUUGGCACAGAUGGUGGUGAGGGUGAGGAGCAUUUAGACGAUGGCAGGUUGCGGUUUUCUUGGGAAGAUGACCCGGGUUAUUUGAGCGAAGAGCCGGAUGAGGAAUUGCAUGAGGAUGAGUGGAUGUUUGAUGAUGCUGCUGCUGAUGAUGAGGAUGAUAAUGAUGAUGAUGAUGAUGAUGGUGUUGGUGGGGAUGAGUAUUACCGCCUGGCAUGGGCAAUGUAUGGUCCAGCCAUAAAAGCCAGGAUGAGGGCUCGGAGGCGGAUGAAAAAGGCCUUCCCCAAGCCGUCGCCCAUCUGCGCUCCGAAUCUGCGGUUCCUCUUCUUCCCCACCCGCAAGGCGUGUAAUGCGCCUGCACUGGCUGCACUGCGGCAGGACUACCCCGCCCUGGCGCUCUAUUGUGUGGUGGACCGCUCCUUCUAUUGGGAGAGGAAAGGUCAGCCGGUGAGCAAUGGGCCCAUUGAGCAUGUGAGGAGCGAGAAGAGUGGGGUGUGGGAUGAAGAAGAGGGGAAGCAGCAGGCCAAGAAUGUGAGGGAGAAGAUGCACAGUGUGAACAGGAGGGUGGUGGAGGGGUACUGUGCUGGGGAGGACCAGAUGUACGUGCUGAAGUAUCAGUAG
This is a messenger RNA of Closterium sp. Naga37s-1, 1887 nucleotides long. The record is from the annotation of a GenBank genome assembly. NCBI's taxonomy places the organism in Eukaryota, Viridiplantae, Streptophyta, Zygnematophyceae, Desmidiales, Closteriaceae.